Molecule: messenger RNA, 1263 nt
Organism: Salvia miltiorrhiza (redroot sage)
Lineage: Eukaryota; Viridiplantae; Streptophyta; Magnoliopsida; Lamiales; Lamiaceae
Product: plant intracellular Ras-group-related LRR protein 7
Exons: 10
Coding region: 238-1023 (261 amino acids)
Molecular function (GO): protein binding
Source: RefSeq, a predicted model, not a curated record
AAAAUUUUAAAAGAUGGGACAAAAAAAGCAAUAUAAAUUGGGAAUUGGAGCAUUACGACAAAAAGAAGGCCAGAAUCGUACGCGGUUUCUUGUUCAAAGUCUACCCCAUUUUCCCUCUCCUCUCAUCAUCGAUCAUCUCACACACAUACAUCUCCAAGAAAAAAACAAUACCAGUUCUCUGGCAAUCUGUUUGUGUUUUGAUCGGUGAAGGGGGAGAAAAAUUCAGCUCAGUUUUGAAUGGGGUGCUGCACUAGCAAGAGCGCCGAUUCUAAAGCCAGCCGCACCGCUCGCUGGCGCUCCACCGGAAUUGUUGCCUUGCGCGACUCCAAAUUGAAGACAUUUCCAGAUGAAGUUCUCGAUUUGGAAAGAUCAGUCCGCACGCUUGAUUUGACGCACAACAAAUUAGUUGAUGUACCAAUGGAGAUAAACAAAUUGAUAAACUUGCAGCGGCUGAUUUUAACUGACAAUGUUAUUGAACGUCUACCAAUGAACUUGGGAAAGCUUCAGUCUCUAAAAGUUAUGGCACUGGAUGGAAAUCGGAUCACCACAUUGCCUGAUGAAUUUGGUCAAUUGGUGAAACUGGAGAAGCUAUCAAUAUCUGGAAAUUUGUUACUUAACUUGCCUGAAACUAUUGGGAGCUUGCGGAAUUUGAUGCUGUUAAAUGUGUCAAACAAUAAGAUAAAGUUUCUUCCUGAAUCCAUUGGUAGUUGCUUCUCCCUGGAGGAAAUUCAAGCUAAUGAAAAUUCUAUUGAAGAGCUUCCAUCUUCAGUGUGCAGUCUUGUUCAUCUAAAGUCACUCUGUUUGGAUAACAACAAAGUGAAGCAGAUACCGCCAAACUUGCUGAAAGAUUGCAAAAGCCUGCAGAAUAUAUCCCUCCAUGGCAACCCCAUUUCUAUGGAUGAUUUUCAACAGAUGGAAGGUUUUGAAGAUUUUGAAGGCAGGAGGAAAAGGAAGUUCGACAAACUGAUAGAUUCGAAUGUGAUGAUAAACUCCAAAGGCCUUGAUGAGGGUGUCGAUCUAUGAGAUGCUUGCUAGUAAAGCUGCAAAUAUUUUGUUGAAGUUGGUGAAGACAACGAAAUUGGAGUUGAGAGGAGGAUGAUAACGUUAAAAGUGGCGUAGAAUUUCUGUAUAGUUUCCUUGUAAUAAGGGCUUGAAAUUUCUAUGGUUGCUUCCAAAUGUAAAUGGCUUUUUUGUAUGGUGUGGUAUUCGCAGGACCUGAAUUUGUAACAUUAUAUAAAUGCAUCAAAUAAAUUGUUGUAUAUA